GUGUUUUUCUUGCUGAAUCGUGCCAACCGUGGGCGAAAGUGGGACCUCCAGAAUAAUAAGCUACAUAAGCUUGGUUUGGAGGAUGAAUUUUGUUUUAAGUUAGCCUCAAAGAUGCCCCUGCUUGGACGUUUUGGCACAAAAAACGUCGAAAACGCUUGCGUUUUGGUGUUCAGUUACGAUUUCAAAGACGACCCAGGUUGGAUUCGUGAUGGAAACGACGUAGAUUUGCGCAACUUGGAAGAAAGUUUUAAAAACAAAAGAAAAUGCUCGUAUCAGAGUCUCAAGUCAAAAAAUAAGAGGGAUUUGUUUCAGUUGUUGUCCAACCAAAGCGAGAUUUUUCAGCUCCUCAACAUCACAGAGGCACCGUCAGUGUUGCUGCUCUUUAUUUUGUCGCACGGAGACGAAAAUGGAUUGAUUUAUACUGAUCACAAAGUAGAUACAGCGUACGAGACAUUCACCACCAAAGAAGUUAUCGAUAAGUUAAAAAGCCACAAAGACUUAGAAAAGUGCCUUAAAAUAAUUGUUUUUGGGUGUUGUCGAGGCCAAUUGCAAGAGAAGAUCUUCUCAUCCGGCCAAAAAACUGAAAAUUACGAUAACAAAAAAGCGUGUCAACUGACGAAUUUGCCUGGCGCUGAUAAUUUCAUUCUUAUCUAUCCAACAGUUGAAACAACGACAGCAUUUCGAAAUUCUCAGAAUGGAACUUGGCUGGUACAAGAAUUAUGUGGAGCGCUAGACGGGCUCACAAAAGACACGUUGAUAGAGGUUUUCUUGACCAAAGUCCAAGAAAAAAUUUCUUAUAAAAUUUAUAUUGACGGACAAUCUCCCGAGAUCAAAUACACAGUGCACGAAAAGUUUUGGAUCAGCAAAAUUCGUGAUCAGAUUCCAAGCAACUCUGACGCAAAAGGUAAAGGAGACUUCGAUGAAUCUCGACUGCCGUUUUACAAAUGGGAAUCAAGUCAUCCGAACUGCAAGUCGGUGAGAGGAAAAGUGGCUUACAUUUUAGGAGCAGAAAACCACACAAUCGGCGUGGAAAAGGCACUUCGGCAGAGCUUAGAAUUUGACACAAUUCCCGUCCCUAAUCAAAGCUUGGAUGCGUUUUUUAACACAAUAAACAAUGGGCAACAGCAAACUAAUAUCGGUUGCGUUAUGAUGUGCGUUUUUGCGAGGCUAUACCUUGUUGAUAAACAGAAAAGCGAAAUAUUCGCAUCAAUUGGAGGAAAAACAAUGAAAUUAGGUGAUAUAGUCUACAGAUUCGUCGGCCCAUCAAAUGAAAUGUGGAUUGGACGACCAAAAAUAUUCUUCUUCGUAGACGAAACAACUAAUGAGACAGAUCAUGUUGGAGAUCAAAAGUUUAAUAUCUGGGCCACGAAUCAUAGCGGAUGCUUCGUUUGCAUAUUAAAAGGGAAAGGUUCUGUUGAACUAUUGAUCCAUCUCUUUGAGAAUCCCCAGUGGAGAAAUGGAACCUCUAUUCAGGAGCUGGCCCUUGACCUCGUUCGUAAUUAUGCUCAUAAGCCGCGUGGUGACGUAAUUCCGCAAAUCGUGUCCACGCUACCUUUCCUGGUUGAUAUACCCAUGUGGCCAAUAACAUUUGUUGCACCUAGAUUGACUUUGAUAAUUUCAAAUUGCGUCUCAACAACAGAUGCAAAAAAUGAAAUUGAAAAUGAAGUAUGUUUAAGUUCAAUGGAACAAGAUAUAUCAACGUCACUUAAAAUGCAUGGGCCUAGUGAGGAAAUAUUGCUGGCGUUUGACGAAUUGAAACAGAUGAUGAAGCGCCAGUUUUUGGGUUCUGAAAAGAAUGAUUACUGCGUGUGGCUUUUAUCCUCGCUACCCGGUUCAGGAAAGUCAACAAUGCUCCUCGAAAUUGCGAGUUAUCUAAACAGACAUCAGCUCAACAAAAAGGUCUUUACCAUCCAACUUCAGCAACUUUACGGGUAUUUUCACAAGGAACGGUACCCAAAUAUUGUGAAUAUAAUAUCCGUAUCAUAUCAUGUGAACUACGAUAUGAAGACACUAGUAGAAAAGGGGAUAGUAUUUCUGGACGGUUUUGAUGAAAUUUGCCCUGAUUACCGUGCUAAAGUGAUGCAGCUGAUCAAAGAUUUGACUGAAAUGCAGAUGCCACUGGUGAUCGCAACCAGGCCCGAGGAAGCCGAGGCCAUUUUAAAGUCUCUAGAAUGGCUGUCUACAAGGAAGAUAGAAAUAAAACCUCUUGAGAGGGGAGAACAAAUUGAACUUCUUGAGAAAUUAGGCAAGCUUCCAAAAGAAUGUGAAAAAAUAAUUGAAAUCUUCAAACAUAAUGGAUUUACUGAUAUCCUUAAGAAUCCGUUCCAUUUAACACUGAUAAGUGACGUGAAGCUUGAAUCAUUUCAAGAUAUAUUCAGCAUCUAUGAGACAGUAAUUAAAAAAAAAGUAGGGGAAGCGUUACAAACUGCAAAGGAGAACAGGAACCCCAAAGAAUAUGAGAUUGACAAGCGAAUUACAAUCUUGCAGGACGUUUCACUAAGAUUUCUCCUAAAUGACAAGUUAAUUCCUCUGCCAAACGACAUCAAUUUAAUCAACAACACCGGCAUCGCAUCAAUGCAAAUAGAGACAAUACGAUUCGUUCAUCAAACGUUUGCUGAAUUCCUCGUUGCUCAGCGUUUCAUUCACGAAAUAGAAAAUGAAUUUAAAUCUUCCAUUCCAAUAUUCCAAAACAUCAACUUAAGACAGUGCCGAAUUUUCAUCGACAGUUGUGUUUCUAAAAAUGGCCCUUUUCGAGAUAAUUUGACGAGUUUUUUAAUCCAAAGCCACAAUUUAGCUGUACAUAGAAUUUUAGGAGAAAUGCUAAACAACAUUCUUUUCGAGUUAAAACCAAAAUUAAAAUCGCUGCUCAAGGGUGAAGUAAACAAGCAGGACGAAAACGGUGAUACGCCUCUCAUUUUAGCAGCUAAAAAUUCAAGCAGGGAAAUUAUUCAAAUCUUGGUGGAAAAUAACGCUGAUUUGAGUGCGAUGGACAGUAACGGAGACGAUGCUUUGCAUUUAGCGUGCAAAAGUGGAAAAUUGGAGAAUGUCCAGUAUUUACUGGGUUUAAAUGGCUUCAGCCUAGAAAAGAAAGGUAACAAAGGAAGAACUGCUCUUCAUUAUGCUGGUAUGAGAGAUAACAUUGCUUUGGCCGAAUUUCUUCUUUCAAAGGAAGCAGACAUCAACGCACGCGACGAUAAAAUUGCAACGGCUCUCACUUACGCAGCUUGUUUUUCAAAUAAAGAAAUGUGUCAACUUUUGGUGAAGAACGGUGCUGAUUUGAGUGCGGUUAAUAGAGAGGGAAACGAUGCAUUGCAUUUAGCGUGCUUCAAUGGAAAAUUGGAGAAUGUCCAGUAUUUGCUGGGUUUAAAUGGCUUCAUCCUGGAAAAGAAAGGUUCAAACGGAAAAACUGCCCUUCAUUAUGCUGCUCUAAGAGGGUACAUUGCUGUGGCCGAUUUUCUUCUUUCAAAGGGAGCAGACAUAAACGCACGCGAUGAUGAUAAUCAAACGCCUCUUACUAUAUCAACGUAUUUUACAAAUGAAAAAAUGUGUCGAUUUUUGGUGGGUAGGGGCGCUGAUUCGAGUGCGGUGGACAGAAACGGGAAUAAUGCUUUGCAUAUAGCUUGCUUCACUGGAAAAUUGGAGAAUGUCCAGUAUUUGCUGGGUUCAAAUGGCUUCAGCCUAGAAAACAGAGGUAACAACGGAAAAGUUGCUCUUCAUUAUGCUGCUUUAAGUAGUCACAUAGCUGUGGCUAAAUUUCUUCUUUCAAAGGGAGCAGAUGUCAACGCACGCGAUGAUAAUAAUGAAACACCUCUCACUUUAGCAGCUACUUUUUCAAAUGCAAUGUGUCGAAUUAUUGUGGAUAACGGCGCUGAUUUGAGUGCGGUUAAUAGUGAGGGAAACGAUGCAUUGCAUUUAGCGUGCAUCAAUGGAAAAUUGGAGAAUGUCAAGUAUUUGCUGAGUUUAAAUGGCUUCAGCCUAGAAAAGAAAGGAAAAAAUGGAAAAACUGCCCUUCAUAAUGCAGCUAGAAAGGGUCACAUUGAUGUGGUCGAAUUUCUUCUUUCAAAGGAAGCGGACAUCAACGCACGCGACGAUAGUAAUGAAACGCCUCUCAAUUUGGCAGCUGCUUCUGCAAAUGAAGAAAUGUGUCGACUUUUGGUGGAUAGGGGCGCUGAAUUGAGUGCGGUUGACAGUGACGGAAACGAUGCUUUGCAUUUAGCGUGCAUUACUGGAAAAUUGGAGAAUGUCAAAUAUUUGCUGGGUAUAAAUGGUAGCAGCAUACGAAAGAUAGCGUUAAACGGACAAACAUCCCUUCAUUAUGCUGCUAUAAGAGGUAACAUUGCUGUCGCCGAAUUUCUUCUUUCAAAGGGAGCAGACGUCAACGCACGCGACAAUAAUAAUGAUACACCUCUAUUUUACGCAGCUUCUUUUUCAAAAGAAAUGUUUCGACUGUUGGUUGAUAGCGGUGCUGAUUUGAGUGCGGUGGACCGUAACGGAGAUGAUAUUUUGCAUAUAGAGUGCUUCAAUGGACAAUUGGAGAAUAUCCAGUAUUUGCUGUGUAUAGAUGGUGUCAGCGUAGGAAAGAAAGGCAAAAACGGAAAAACUGCCCUUCAUAAUGCUGCUUCAAGAGGUCACAUUGCUGUAGCUGAAUUUCUUCUUUCAAAGGGAGCAGACGUCAACGCACGCGACGAUGAUAAUGCAACUCCUCUCACUUACGCAGCUUUUAUAUCUAAUGAAAAAAUGUGUCAACUUAUGGUGGAGAGCGGCGCUGAUUUGAGUGCGGUUAACAGUGGCGGAAACGAUGCUUUGCAUUUAGCGUGCUUCAAUGGAAAAUUUGAGAAUGUCCAGUAUUUGCUGGGUUUAAAUGGCUUUGACCUAGGAAAGAAAGGCAAAAACGGAAAAACUGCCCUUCAUUGGGCUGCUAUAAGAGAUAACAUUGAUGUGGCCGAAUUUCUUCUUUCAAAAGGAGCAGACGUCAAUGCACGUGACGAUGAUAAUAAAACGACUCUCAUUUUGGCAGCCACUUCACAAAAUAUGAGAAUGUGUCGACUAUUGGUGGAUAGGGGCGCUGAUUUGAGUGCGGUCGACAGUGACGGAAACGAUGUUUUGCAUUUAGCGUGCAUCGUUGGACAAUUGGAGAAUAUUCAUUAUUUGCUGGGCAUAAAGGGCUUCAGCCUUGGAAAGAAGAGCAAAAACGGAAAAACUUCUCUUCAUUAUGCUGCUAUAAGGGGUCACAUUGCUGUGGCCGAAUUUCUUCUUUCAAAUGGAGCAGACGUCAACGCACGCGAUGAUAAAAACGAAACGCCUCUCACUUACGCAGCUUGUUAUUCAAAUAAAGAAAUGUGUCAACUUUUGGUGAAGAACGAUGCUGAUUUGAGUGCGGUUAACAGUGGCGGAAACGAUGCUUUGCAUUUAGCGUGCUUCAAUGGAAAAUUUGAGAAUGUCCAGUAUUUGCUGAGUUUAAAUAGCUUCGACCUAGGAAUGAAAGGCAAAAAUGGAAAAACUGCUCUUCAUUAUGCUGCUCAAAAAGGUCACCAUGCUGUAGCCGAAUUACUUCUUUCCAACGAACUAGACAUCAACGUUAGAGCCGACUUUAAUGAAACGCCUUUCACUUUGGCAGCUUAUUUUUCGGAUGAAAAAAUGUGUCGAUAUUUGGUGGAUAUGGGCGCCGAUUUGAGUGCGGUACACAAUGACGGAAACGACGCUUUGCAUUUAGCGUGCCUCAAUGGGAAAUUUGAAAAUGUCAAAUAUUUGCUGGGUUUAAAUGGCUUCAGCGUAGAAAAGAAAGGCGAAAACGGUAGAACGGCUCUUCAUUGGGCUGCAAAAAAUGGUCACGUCACUGUGGUUAAAUUUCUUCUUUCAAAAAAAGCAGAUGUCAAUGCACUCGAUAAUGAUUAUGACACGCCUCUCAAUUUGGCAGCGCAUUUUUCAAUCGAAGAAAUGCAUCGUCAUUGGGUUUAUAGCAGCGGGGAUUUGAGAGUGGUGGACAGUGAAGGAGCCGAUGCUUUGCAAUUAUCGUGCUUAAAUGGAAAAUUGGAGACUGUACAGUAUUUGCUGGCUUUAAAUGGCUUCGGCCUAGGAGAGAAAGGCAAACACGAAAAAACUGCUCUUCAUUGGGCAGCUCAAAAAGGUCACUUACAUGUGGCCAAAUUUCUUCUUUCAAUGGGAGCAGACAUAAACGCACGUGACGAUAAUAAUGAAACGCCUCUCAAUUUAGCAGCUUCUUCUCCAGAUGAAAUAAUGUGUCGACUUUUGGUGAAUAAGGGCGCCGAUUUGAGUGCGGUUGACAAUGAUGGAAACGAUGCUUUGCAUUUAGCGUGCAUUUAUGGAAGAUUGGAGAAUGUCCAGUAUUUUCUGAGUUUGAAUGAUGGAUUCAGCCUAGGAAAGAAAUGCAAGCACGGACAAACUGCCCUUCAUAUUGCUGCUUUAAAAGGUCACAUUGCUGUGGCUGAAUUUCUUCUUUUAAAGGGAGCAGACGUCAACGCACGCGACGAUGAUAAUGCAACUCCUCUCACUUACGCAGCUGUCGCAGCUUAUAUAUCUAAUGAAAAAAUGUGUCAACUUUUGGUGGAUAGGGGUGCUGAUUUGAGUGCGGUGGACAGUGACGGAGAUGAUGCUUUUCAUUUUGCGUGCUUCAAUGGAAAAUUGGAGAAUGUUCAGUAUUUGCUGGGUUUAAAUGGCUUCAGCCUAGGAAAGAAAGGCAAAAACGGAAAAACUGCACUCCAUUAUGCUGCUAUAAGAGAUCACAUUGCUGUGGCCGAAUUUCUUCUUUCAAAGGAAGCAGAUGUCAACGCACGCGACGAUAAUAUUGAAACGCCUCUCAUAUACGCAGCCUCUUUUUCAAAUGAAAAAAUGUGUCGACUUUUGGUGAAUAAGGGCGCUGAUUUGAAUGCGGUGAACCGUGACGGAAAGGAUGUUUUGCAGUUAGCGUGCCUCAAUGGAAAAUUGGAGAAUGUUCAGUAUUUGCUGGGUUUAAAUGGCUUCUGCCUAGGAAAGAAAGGCAAAAACGGAAAAACUGCCCUUCAUAAUGCUGCUUCAAGAGGUCACAUUGCUGUGGCCGAAUUUCUUCUUUCAAAGGGAGCAGAUGUCAACGCACGCGACGAUGAUAAUGAAACGCCUCUCACUUACGCAGCUUUUAUAUCUAAUGAAAAAAUGUGUCAACUUAUGGUGGAGAGCGGCGCUGAUUUGAGUGCGGUUAACAGUGGCGGAAACGAUGCUUUGCAUUUAGCGUGCUUCAAUGGAAAAUUUGAGAGUGUCCAGUAUUUGCUGGGUUUAAAUGGCUUCGACCUAGGAAAAAAAGGCAAAAACGGAAAAACUGCCCUUCAUUUUGCUGCUUUAAGAGAUAACAUUGAUGUGGCCGAAUUUCUUCUUUCAAAAGGAGCAGACGUCAAUGCACGUGACGAUAAUAAUGAAACGCCUCUCAAUUGGUCAGCUUAUAUAGCAAAUGAAGAUAUGUGUCAACUUUUGGUGGUUAGCGGCGCUGAUUUGAGUGCGGUGGACAUUGAUGGAAACGAUGCUUUGCGUUUAGCAUGCUGCAAUGGAAAAUUGGAGAAUGUCCAGUAUUUGCUGGGUUUAAAUAGCUUCGACCUAGGAAUGAAAGGCAAAAACGGAAAAACUGCUCUUCAUUAUGCUGCUCAAAAAGGUCACCAUGCUGUGGCCGAAUUACUUAUUUCCAACGGACUAGACAUCAACGUUAGAGCCGACUUUAAUGAAACGCCUUUCACUUUGGCAGCUUAUUUUUCGAAUGAAAAAAUGUGUCGAUAUUUGGUGGAUAGGGGCGCCGAUUUGAGUGCGGUUAAUAGUGAGGGAAACGAUGCAUUGCAUUUAGCGUGCAUUAAUGGAAAAUUUGAAAAUGUCAAAUAUUUGAUAGGUUUAAAUGGCUUCAGCGUAGAAAAGAAAGGCGAAAACGGUAGAACGGCUCUUCAUUGGGCUGCUUUCAGAGGUCACGUCACUAUGAUUAAAUUUCUUCUUUCUAAGGGAGCAGACGUCAACGCACUCGAUAAUGAUUAUAACACGCCUCUCACUUUGGCAGCAUAUUUUUCAAACGAAGAAAUGCGUCGACCUGGGGUUGAUAGCGGCGCUGAUUUGAGUGCGGUGGACAUUGACGGAGACGAUGUUUCGCGUUUAGUGUACUUCAAUGGAAAAUUGAACGAUAUCAACUAUUUGACGCCUUUAGGCACAGCAGCUAGCUGUGAGUUUGAAACAGCAACCAGGGCUAUUUUAGAAAGAGGUGCCGACGUUAACAAACGAAAUAAGUCUUGCGCGACGGCUCUGACCAUAAGCACGGUUGCAAACAACCACAAACUGAUGAAAAUCCUUCUGCAACAUCCUGGGGUUGAAGUCGACGCAACCGAUCCGGACGGCAUGACUUCUUUGCACUAUGCAGCAGCGUGUGGUCUCUACGACGCCAUAACGAUAUUGCUGAAAAACAACGCUGAAAUUAACUUGCAAGACAAUUUUGGUAGAACAGCUCUGCACAGAGUGCUCGUAUCAGGGAACCUUGAAUGCAUAAAGCUCUUGGUUUCGGAGCCAAACGUCAACGUCAACAUACGCGAUCAUAUGUAUGGAAUGGCGCCAGUCCACUUGGCACUGACACGUGACCAAGAGGACGCAGCCUAUGCAUUUAUUGAAAGUGAACACGCAGACGUAAAUUUGAGAGUGUCCUUGCCUGCUAUACAUGAAAACUUUAUAGGUUUUACCCCCCUCCAUAUAGCUGCUGCCCACGGCCUGACCAGAUCUAUUCAACGACUAAAAGAAAAGGGUGCUAAGUUUGAUAUUCCGUGCGUUCAGAACCUGACUCCGCUUCAUCUGGCUGCAAACAAUGGACAAGAAGAAGCAACAAAGAUGCUCCUGGAAGAGGGUGUAGAUUGCAAUGCGAAAGACGAUCAUGGGCAAACACCUCUCUAUUUAGCAGCUGAAAAAGGAAGUGAUAAGUGCGUCUUGGCUUUGGUCAAGGACGUCCGAAUAAAUUUAAAUGUGACAAAUGCAAGAGCAGAAACUCCCAUUUUAAUAGCAGCAAGGAAAAAGCAUUGGGGUGUUGUGCAAAUAUUGGUUAAUUAUGAGGCUGACCUCGAAAUAAGAGACUUAAAUGGGCAGUGUGCCUUGGACGAAUUGAGUAGCUUGUAAAAUGAGAAUUAUCAUAUAUGUUUUAUUUUUAUUUUUAUAAGUAGUUAAAUAUAAAAUUAAUUUGUAUGUAUGUAUCUUAUAAGUUCUGUGUUAUCUGUUUAGCACGUCAUAUGAUUAAAUAAACAAAAUUUGGGA
Molecule: messenger RNA, 9258 nt
Organism: Neocloeon triangulifer
Lineage: Eukaryota; Metazoa; Arthropoda; Insecta; Ephemeroptera; Baetidae
Exons: 9
Coding region: 112-9123 (3003 amino acids)
Biological process (GO): proteolysis
Molecular function (GO): protein binding; ATP hydrolysis activity; aspartic-type endopeptidase activity
Source: RefSeq, a predicted model, not a curated record